This is a messenger RNA of Trichosporon asahii var. asahii CBS 2479, 1701 nucleotides long. RefSeq lists its product as uncharacterized. The record is from RefSeq and is a predicted model, not a curated record. NCBI's taxonomy places the organism in Eukaryota, Fungi, Basidiomycota, Tremellomycetes, Trichosporonales, Trichosporonaceae. The transcript has 2 exons. Bases 1 to 1701 code for a protein of 566 amino acids. Gene Ontology annotation, molecular function: protein binding. Gene Ontology annotation, cellular component: intracellular anatomical structure.
AUGACGGCGUCGAAGACCGACGCGCCGACCGUGCCGACUGACCUCUCUCUCCCUCCUCCCGCGGAGUAUCCCUACGAGCUCGGGAAGUACGAAUGGAAGGUCCAGACCAGCUCGCCGGAGGCGGAGCGCUGGUUCCAGCGCGCGCUGAACUGGACCUAUGGGUUCCACCACGAAGAAGCGGUGCGGUGCUACCGGUACGCACUUCACCAUGACCCGAACUUUGCCAUGGCGUACUGGGGUGUCGCAUACGCCUCGGGACCGAACUACAAUAAGCCCUGGGAGCUGUUCGACAAGGCCGAGCUGAGGGCCACGCUGGCUCUGUGCCAUGCUGCCUCGAAGCGCGCUGUUGAACUUGCAGAGGAACCGCUAGAGAAGGAGCUGUGCGAGGCUAUUGCGGCCCGCUUCCCCUCCAGCCGCGCGGAGGAGGGCGGCGAGAAGGAGUUUGCGAGGUGGAACCAAGCGUUCGCGGACCGCAUGGGCGAGGUCUACGAGGGACAUAAGGCCGACCUGGACGUCACGACUGUGUUCGCUGACAGUCUCAUGGGCGAGCCCCGCGAGGUGUCCCAGACUCUGCGCGUGAAGGAGGCGCUCGACGCCGCGCUCAAGCGUCCCGAGGCGAUGCGUCAUCCGGGUAUCCUGCACUUCUACAUUCAUCUCAUGGAGCUGUCGCCAACGCCCGAACUCGCCCUCGUGCCCGCUGACGCGCUCCGCGGGCUCGUUCCCGACAGCGGCCACCUGACGCACAUGUCGGGGCACAUCUACGCCGUCGUGGGCGACUACCGCGCGAUGAUCAGCAGCAACUUCGAGGCCAUCGCCGCCGACGAAAAGUACAUGGCUCACGCGGGCGCAGACAGCUUCUACAUGUUCUACAUCCUGCACGACUACACGUUCCCAAUCUACGCAGCCAUGUUCAACGGGCAGUUCGGCGUGGCGAUGAAAACACUGGACCGGAUGGAGGCGUGGCUCACGGACGACUUCCUCCGGAUCGAGUCCCCGCCCAUGAUCGACUGGAUGGAGGGUUUCUGCACCUUCCGCGUGCAUGUGUUGGUGCGUUUCGGAAAGUGGGAGGACAUCCUCGCCCUCCCCUUCCCCGAGGACCGGGGGUUUUACUGCGUCACGACCGCGUUCCUCCACUACGGACGCGCACUCGCGUUCGCCCUUACCGACCGUCCCGAGGAGGCGCAGAGGGAGCAGCAAGAGUUCCGUGACGCCCGCACUCGCGUCAAGCCCACCCGCCAGGCCAUCCCGAAUACGUGGAGCGACAUCUUCGACGUCGCCGACGCCAUGCUUGCGGGCGAGAUGGCGUACCGCGCCAAGAAGUACGACGAGGCGUUCGAUCUCUUGAGGCUCAGUAUCAACCGCUGCGACAACCUCGUGUACGCUGAGCCGUGGGGAUUCAUGCAGCCGCCGCGACACGCUUAUGCUGCGCUUCAGCUCGAGCAGGGCAAUGUCGAGGAGGCCGCGCGUGCAUAUGCCGAGGACCUUGGUUUCCUCACGACUCUGCCUCGGGCUACCAGGCAUCCGAACAAUGUCUGGGCGCUCCACGGAUACCAUGAGUGCCUCACCAGGCUUGGACGACAAGCCGAGGCGGACAUGCUCAAGCCCGAGCUCACGCUCGCGCUUGCUGUUGCCGACGUCCCGAUCGAGUCAUCAUGUUACUGCCGCAAGACGGCGUGCUGCGCUAGCCAGUCAAAACUCUAA